UAUCGAUGACACAGAGCACUGCUGUUUUGGCGCUCUGAGUCACUGUGAAUCACGGAUAAAAUGGAAAUUGGAGGGUAUAUUUUGAGUGAAUAUAUCCCCGCCAAGCCGCUGGUCGGCAAUCUGGAGGUGUCCUUCACGGGUGGAGAGCAGACAUCCACUGAAUCAUGUGCCCAACUGAGAUGCGGCGAGGCUUUAAAGUUCCCAUUUGCCCGUCUGGAUUCCCAGCCAAGGGCAGUAGAGAUAAGGAGGAGCCAGGUGCUCGUGGCUGCAGAUAAGGCAACGGAAACAAAGCGCGUAGUUGAGCUGACCCUAGAGUCUUUUUUCGACUACGAGCCCGGGGACACCAUAGGAGUCUUGCCAAACAAUAGAGACGAACUAGUGGACCGGCUGCUCCAGCGGCUAGAACUUACUGACCAGGCCGACACCACUUGUCACCUAAAGUUGGCGCUCAAUUGCGCCAAGAAAAACGCCAAGCUACCCGCCCACAUUCCGGCAACGACGACUCCCCGGGAAAUCCUCACCGACUGCCUGUCGCUGAACUUCGUUCCGCAGAAGCAACUCCUCAGCGCUCUGGCCGGAUUCACAAGCGACGUCAAGGAGCGAAGCUUCCUGGCCUGCCUAUCCUCCAAACAGGCGGCCGAGCACUACCAAUCCCUCAUCCUGGAGCAGGGUCUCCUCUUCAUGGAUAUUCUUGAGCUGUGCGGUAACUGUAGGCCUCCACUGGCCUUUUUGGUGGAGCACUUGCCGCGUCUGCUUCCCCGACCGUAUUCCAUUUCCAACAGUCCUUUGGAAGCUGGUCCCCAGGAGCUACGCAUUAUAUACUCCCUGCUCAGCGAAAAGCCUGGAAUCACAACCAGCAUGUUUGAGAAGAAAAUAGAGGAAAUAACUGCGGAGAAGCCUACUAAAGUGGUUAUCUAUCCACGACUAAGCACUUCAUUCCGCUACACAGAACAAGAUCUGGGCAGCAAUCAAAUACUUAUUGCAGUGGGCACUGGGCUGGCGCCCUUUCUUGGAUUCUUCGCCCACAAGGAAAGGCUCAUCAAACAGCAGCCGCAGCAGAAAAAGGGACGUUCCUGGCUCUACAUUGGUGCCAAGACACCAGAAGCCAUCCUCAAGUGGCACAAGUUGACGUGCUGGGGGGGUUCAGUGUUGGAGCGUAUACGCAUGUGCAAGUCGCGAGGAAAACCUCCCAACUAUUUGCCACAAGUGCUGGCGGAUGAUGCCGAGGAUCUGGUCGAGUUCCUGCUGAAGCCAGAGACCGUGCUAUACCUCUGUGCCGAUGGGGGCAAGAUUUCCCAAUCCAUUGCCAAUGCGUUGAGUCUGUGCCUGCAGAAAGCUCUGCAUCUUACUGAGGAGGAGGCCUCCCGGCAGCUGAAGGAACUAAAGACGCAGGGAAAAUAUCGCGAAGAUGUUUGGCUGUAGGGGAUCAAACUUGGGAGCAGUCAAAAUAAUAGACCAAUGUAUCCUAUCUAAAUGAUUUUAUAGUUUAAUCUUCGGGAAUUCAUUUUCUUGUACUUUAGUCUUUUGAAUAUUAAAUGUGCUUUGGUUUCUAUUUUGUAUUUUUAAGCAAACUGUGUAAAUAAAGAGGAAG
This is a messenger RNA of Drosophila takahashii, 1591 nucleotides long. Its product is annotated as methionine synthase reductase. Lineage: Eukaryota; Metazoa; Arthropoda; Insecta; Diptera; Drosophilidae. The record is from RefSeq and is a predicted model, not a curated record. Gene Ontology annotation, cellular component: cytosol. Gene Ontology annotation, molecular function: [methionine synthase] reductase (NADPH) activity; flavin adenine dinucleotide binding; FMN binding. Gene Ontology annotation, biological process: homocysteine metabolic process.